Messenger RNA from Pteronotus mesoamericanus, 1050 nucleotides. It is a transcript of the gene GALR1, whose product is annotated as galanin receptor 1. Bases 1 to 1050 code for a protein of 349 amino acids. Gene Ontology annotation, biological process: G protein-coupled receptor signaling pathway; negative regulation of adenylate cyclase activity; positive regulation of cytosolic calcium ion concentration. Gene Ontology annotation, molecular function: galanin receptor activity. Lineage: Eukaryota; Metazoa; Chordata; Mammalia; Chiroptera; Mormoopidae. Gene Ontology annotation, cellular component: plasma membrane. The transcript has 3 exons. The record is from RefSeq and is a predicted model, not a curated record.
AUGGAGCUGGCGCCGGGGAACCUCAGCGAGGGGAACGCGAGCGGGCCCGAGCCCCCCGCCCCAGACCCGCCGCCCCUCUUCGGCAUCGGCGUGGAGAACUUCAUCACGCUCGUGGCGUUCGGCCUGAUCUUCGCGCUGGGCGUGCUGGGCAACAGCCUGGUGAUCGCGGUGCUGGCGCGCAGCAGGCCCGGCAAGCCGCGCAGCACCACCAACCUGUUCAUCCUCAACCUGAGCAUCGCCGACCUGGCCUACCUGCUCUUCUGCAUCCCCUUCCAGGCCACGGUGUACGCGCUGCCCACCUGGGUGCUGGGUGCCUUCGCCUGCAAGUUCACCCACUACUUCUUCACCGUCUCCAUGCUGGUCAGCAUCUUCACGCUGGCCGCGAUGUCGGUGGACCGCUACGUGGCCAUCGUGCACGCCCGGCGCUCCGCCUCCCUGCGGGUGUCCCGCAACGCGCUGCUGGGCGUCGGCUGCAUCUGGGCGCUGUCGGCCGCCAUGGCCUCGCCGGUGGCCUACCACCAGCGCCUCCUCCACCUGGGCCCCAGCAACCAGACCUUCUGCUGGGAGCAGUGGCCCGACCGGCGCCACAAGAAGGCCUACGUGGUGAGCACCUUCGUCUUCGGCUACCUGCUGCCGCUGCUGCUCAUCUGCUUCUGCUAUGCCAAGGUCCUUAAUCAUCUGCACAAGAAGCUGAAGAACAUGUCAAAGAAGUCGGAGGCAUCGAAGAAAAAGACGGCGCAGACGGUGCUGGUGGUGGUCGUGGUCUUCGGGAUCUCCUGGCUGCCGCACCACGUCAUCCGCCUCUGGGCCGAGUUUGGGGUCUUCCCGCUGACGCCGGCCUCCUUCCUGUUCAGGGUGACGGCGCACUGCCUGGCCUACAGCAACUCCUCGGUGAACCCCAUCAUCUACGCCUUCCUCUCCGAAAACUUCCGAAAGGCCUACCGCCAAGUGUUCCAGUGCCGCGCGCGCAGCGAGUCGCCCCUCAGUGACGGCAGGGACCACAAGGGUCGGCCCGACACCCCGCCGUCCACCAACUGCACGCACGUGUGA